AUGGAUCAGUUUAUACUUGGACCUCCAAUAGGAGAAGGCCGUUUUGGCGUUGUUCGUGCAGCUUUGAUUAAAGAAUCUGGAGCACCUGUUGCGAUCAAAAUGAUUACUCUAUCUAGGCUUGAUGAGGGUAUUCCUCACCCUGUAGCUAGGGAGCUACUUGUCGCUAUGCGAUUGAAGCACCCUUACAUUGUUCAUACCCACGACGUAUUCCCAUGUGGUUGCGCUAUUGCAUUAGUAAUGGAACGUUGCACGACAGAUUUGGGCACAAUGCUAUCCGGAAGAAGUGCAAGCAAUCCUCUUCCCUCUCAGAAUGCCAAGAAACUUUUUAAAAUGUUACUUUCAGCUGUUGCGUACAUGCAUAAGGAAGGAAUUUUGCAUCGUGAUGUGAAGCCGUCCAAUUGUUUCUUAACAAGGGAUGGUGUUUUGCGUCUCGGCGACUUUGGCCUAAGUCGAAUUUGGGAUAUGGAUGAAUCCAUGACGCAUGAAGUAGUAUCAAGGUGGUAUAGAGCUCCGGAGUUGUUACUUGGUCAACGACGUUAUGGACCAGAAAUUGAUAUGUGGUCUGUUGGAUGUGUUUUUGCAGAACUCCUGCGGGGUUACGGUGGGGCUUUUUUUGCUGGUGAUGGAGACAUCCGACAAUUGUCAAAAAUAUUUGAAGUACUGGGAACACCAACGUCAUCCUCUUGGCCAACUGCAGUUCAUCUUCCUGAUUGGGGGAAGGUUCACUUUGAAAAGAGAAAUCCUCGUCCAUUGAGGGAAUUUUUUCCAGAAGCGUCAACCUCAGCGUUGGAACUGCUUCAGAGAUUGAUAUGCUUGGACCCUCUUAGGCGUAUAAAUGCUAUAGAAGCACUUCAUCAUGACUACUUUAUGGAAUACCCAACUUGA
Molecule: messenger RNA, 885 nt
Organism: Trypanosoma theileri
Lineage: Eukaryota; Euglenozoa; Kinetoplastea; Trypanosomatida; Trypanosomatidae
Product: putative protein kinase
Exons: 1
Coding region: 1-885 (294 amino acids)
Biological process (GO): protein phosphorylation; positive regulation of transcription by RNA polymerase II
Cellular component (GO): cytoplasm; transcription factor TFIIK complex; nucleus
Molecular function (GO): cyclin-dependent protein serine/threonine kinase activity; ATP binding; RNA polymerase II CTD heptapeptide repeat kinase activity
Source: RefSeq, a predicted model, not a curated record